This is a messenger RNA of Angiostrongylus costaricensis, 312 nucleotides long. NCBI's taxonomy places the organism in Eukaryota, Metazoa, Nematoda, Chromadorea, Rhabditida, Metastrongylidae. The record is from the annotation of a GenBank genome assembly.
AUGUUUCAGAAGGAGAAAGCAAUCGUGCUGCGGGUGCAAGAAAUGGGAGAGGAAUCCGAACCACUGACAGAGGAGGUCUCAAGGGCGAUACAAUCGUUAUGGUCUGAUCCAGGAGUUAAAAAAGCGUACGAGAUGCGCAGCGAGUACCAGUUGACAGAUUCAGCUAAAUAUUUUCUCGACUCGUGCGCCCGAGUGAGUGAACCUGGCUAUCGGCCUACAGAACAGGAUAUACUCUAUUCACGAGUGGCAACAACCGGUGUGGUAGAAGUUAAAUUUAAAAUCAAGGAGCUAGAUUUUAGGUAUGUGCAUUAG